Ostreococcus tauri is the source of this 2031-nucleotide messenger RNA. RefSeq names its product S15/NS1, RNA-binding. Gene Ontology annotation, biological process: mitochondrial glycyl-tRNA aminoacylation. The record is from RefSeq and is a predicted model, not a curated record. Gene Ontology annotation, cellular component: mitochondrion; cytoplasm. Bases 1 to 2031 code for a protein of 676 amino acids. Lineage: Eukaryota; Viridiplantae; Chlorophyta; Mamiellophyceae; Mamiellales; Bathycoccaceae. The transcript is spliced from 2 exons. Gene Ontology annotation, molecular function: ATP binding; glycine-tRNA ligase activity.
AUGGAGACGCUGGAGGCGAUGCAGGAGGAGGUGAACGCGGCGGGGGCGAACGUGCGAGCGCUGAAAGCGGAGGGAGCGUCGCCGGAAGCGAUCGCCGCCGCCAUCGACGCGCUGAAAAAGACGAAACUGACGCUGGAGAGCGAGCUCGCGACGUUGAAGGAGGCGGGCAACGCGGAGGCGAAGGCGAAGGAGGAGUUUCGAUCGAAACUGAGCGGUGUGCUCGAGGGACGGUUGUUUUAUAUUCCGUCGUUUAAGAUUUACGGCGGCGUGGCGGGGUUGUACGACUACGGACCGCCGGGGUGCGCGGUGAAGGCGAACGUACAGGCGUUCUGGAGACAGCACUUCGUGUUGGAGGAGAGCAUGUUGGAGGUGGAAUGUCCGGCGGUGACGCCGGAACCGGUGUUGAGGGCUUCUGGGCAUGUCGAAAAGUUCACCGAUCUCAUGGUGAACGACGUGCAGACGAAGGAAUGCUACCGUGCGGAUCAUCUUCUCGAGGAGAAGAUCGAGGAGCUCUUGCGAGACCCUAUGCUCAAGGCGGACCGCCGCCGCGAAUUGGAGGACUUGCAGGCUCGUAUCGACGAGCUCAAGGUUGAGGAGAUGUCCGUCGCUUUGAAGGACACGAACACAAAGGCGCCAGUCACGAACAACGACUUGAGUGAGCCGUAUCCGUUCAACUUGAUGUUCCCGACGCAAAUCGGUCCGUCCGGCGCGGUCAAGGGUUUCCUGCGCCCAGAAACCGCGCAGGGCAUCUUUGUCAACUUCAGAGACUUGCUCUACUUCAACGGUGGCAAGCUUCCGUUCGCAGCAGCGCAGAUUGGGCAAAGUUUCCGCAACGAAAUCGCACCGCGUGCCGGUCUCUUACGCGUUCGCGAGUUCACGCAAGCGGAGAUCGAGCACUUCGUGCAUCCAGAUCACAAGGAACAUCCUCGAUUCGCAGAGGUUGCGAACAUCCAACUUAACCUCUUUAGCCAGGAAGCGCAGUUGGCCGCGGUAAAAAAGCCGUUUCUGAUGACCGUCGGCGACGCCGUGAGCAAGGGCAUUAUCGCGAACGAGACUUUGGGUUACUUCAUCGCUCGAUGUCAUCUGUUCCUCAUGGCAAUCGGCAUCGAUUCGGCGCGUCUUCGCUUCCGUCAACACUUGAAGCACGAGAUGGCGCACUACGCCGCUGACUGCUGGGAUGCCGAAAUUCAAUGUUCGUACGGCUGGAUCGAAUGCGUCGGUCUCGCUGAUCGCUCCGCAUUCGAUCUUAACGCGCACUCCGAGAAGUCCAAGGUGGAUUUGGUCGCGUACGAGCGCUUUGACACGCCGAUCCAAGAGGAAGUUCUCGUGAUGACGCCAAACAAGCAAAUUCUCGGUAAGGCGUUCAAGAAGGACGCAAAACCGAUCACUGAAGCGCUCCAAGCUCUCGGCGAGGCCGAAGCUUUCGCGUUGCAAGAGGCGUGCGCGGCGAACAGCUCGGCGGCGCUCAAGACGGAUGCGGGUGAGUUCCAAGUGUCUGCGGACAUGUUCAAGGUGGAGAAGGUCACCAAGACACUAAACGGACGCAACUAUACGCCAUCCGUUAUCGAGCCGUCCUUCGGUAUCGGUCGCAUCAUGUACUGCAUGUUCGAGCACGCCUUCUACAUUCGUCCAGAUGACGAACAAAAGACUGUGCUCAAGCUCACGCCCGUCGUCGCGCCGAUCAAGACGACGAUCUUCCCGCUCGUCAACGAUGAUAAACUGAACGACAUCGCCAAUCAGAUGAAUAAGACGCUCACGAGCAACGGUAUCAGCGCCAAGUUGGACACGACUGCCGUCUCCAUUGGCAAGCGUUACGCGCGGACCGAUGAGCUCGGCGUCCCGUUUGCCGUCACAGUUGAUCACAGAUCCACCACCGAUGGCACGGUCACCGUGCGUGAGCGCGAUUCGUGCGACCAAGUGCGCGUUCCCAUGACAGAAGUCGCCGAACUUCUCGGUCGUCUGUGCAAAAUGACCGCGACGUGGGCCGAAGCCACGGCGAGCUAUGAAAAGCAAGCCACCGCCGACGAUUAA